ACCACCACGAGCUCCCUCCACCCUCCUCGCAUUUCCCACCCAACCUUCUGGAGCAAGCUCAGAGAGACCUCCAGAGCAACAGACCAGUUGCGACUUGCGAGCAGUGCAGUAGCAGUACAAAUGGCUAGCCGCCGCGGCAGCUUCUUGUCACUGCCAAGGCAGCUCCUCCUCAUGGCGGCGGUUCUUGGCACCGUCGUCCUUCUCGGCGAGGGCGCGACGGCCAGGCCGCUGCUGGGCAUCGCCGAGCCACCGGCCUCGCCAGGCGCCGCGGCGGCGGCGCCGGGACCGGGGGUCGCCGCGCAGGCUGCGGAGGCAGGCGGCGGCAGGGCCCCCGACCGCUCGGAGGCCGGCGUGGAAGUGAUCCUCGCCGGGUUCGCGGCGGCGGUGGCCGUUGUCAUCGUCUGCUACAUCCGGGUCACCAGGGAGAGCAAGAACGGCAGCGGCAGUGUGGGAGAGAAGCGCGGAAGCUUGGGAGGGUUCUGAGCUCGCUCGCUCUGUCUAGUGUGGGCAGAUGUAGAUGUACCAGCGAGUAGGCACUUCUUGUAAAUGAAAUGAGGUGUAGGGAGUGAGAUGAGAAGAAGCGUCGUGUUUGUCGAACUCUUAAUCAAUCUUUAGGAAA
Zea mays is the source of this 619-nucleotide messenger RNA. RefSeq lists its product as uncharacterized. The transcript has a single exon. The coding region runs from base 121 to 483 and encodes 120 amino acids. The record is from RefSeq and is marked validated. Lineage: Eukaryota; Viridiplantae; Streptophyta; Magnoliopsida; Poales; Poaceae.